AUGAGAUCUCAUUCUGCUUUUCAGCACCGACAUUUCAAGGAGUUUCUUUUUGAAUGUGAUUCAGCGUAUUCUGACUUACUGCAACACAACAAUUUUCGUUGGCUAAGUAAAGGUCAAGUUAUUGAACGUUUUUGCCUAAUAAAAGAACAAGUAACCUCCUUCUUGCAAAACUUAGAUACGCAGGGAGCUAAGAAGCACCUUGAGUUCGUAACAAAUAAGCGCAAUAUGCUGGUUGUGGCUUUUCUAAAAGAUAUUUUGAAAUAUUUAAAUGCGCUCAACACAGAGUUACAAGGAAAUGGAAAAUUAAUAUGUGAUCUGAUACAAAGCGUGUCUGCUUUUCGUCGUAAGCUGGAUAUCUUUGAAAAAGAUAUUGCAAGACAAGAAUUUGUUCAUUUUCCGACAAUUUUGGAAUAUAAAAAGGAGAACUCUGAAGAAGACAUUGCAGUGUUUACAACAUUUUUGGCCGAUCUUAGGAACGAAUUUGCCACAAGAUUCCAAGACUUUGCAGAGAUGGGCAAGCUGUCUCUGUUUCUUAACCCUGUCACAGUGUGUCACCCUUUGAAGUUGAUGUAG
Parnassius apollo (apollo) is the source of this 573-nucleotide messenger RNA. NCBI's taxonomy places the organism in Eukaryota, Metazoa, Arthropoda, Insecta, Lepidoptera, Papilionidae. The record is from the annotation of a GenBank genome assembly.